This is a messenger RNA of Dimorphilus gyrociliatus, 1920 nucleotides long. Lineage: Eukaryota; Metazoa; Annelida; Polychaeta; Dinophilidae. The record is from the annotation of a GenBank genome assembly.
CUUUUCACUUCUAACCAGUUUUCACUUCCGAAUAGGGAAAAGAUUCGAAAACUUGAAUCGAGGACUUUUUUCAAAAACUCAUAAAAAAUGGCAGAUCAAUUACGUUUUGAUGGAAAAGUUGUACUUGUUACAGGAGCUGGUGGAGGUUUAGGAAGAGAGUAUGCUUUGGAAUUCGCUAGAAGGGGAGCAUCUGUUGUUGUAAAUGAUUUGGGUGGCGAUAUAAAGGGUGGAGGCAAGAGCUCUGUAGCAGCUGAUAAAGUCGUUGAUGAAAUUAGAAAGGCAGGAGGAAAAGCUGUUGCAAACUAUGAUUCUGUUGAAGAUGGUGAAAAAGUGGUUCAAACUGCAUUGGACCAUUAUGGAGGCAUUGAUAUUGUUGUUAACAAUGCUGGUAUCCUUAGAGAUCGUUCUUUCCUCCGUACUAGCGACGCCGACUGGGAUAUUGUACACAGAGUUCAUCUCCGAGGUGCAUUUAAAGUAACUAGAGCUGCUUGGAGUCAUAUGAGAGAAAAGAAAUUUGGGCGUGUCAUCAUGACUUCUUCUGAUGCAGGAAUUUUCGGAAACAGAGGACAGGCUAACUAUAGCGCUGCUAAACUAGGUUUAUACGGAUUCAGCAACACAUUAGCUAUUGAAGGCGCGAAAAACAAUAUUUAUUGUAACACAAUUGCUCCAACUGCUGGAUCUCGGCUUACAAAGACUGUAAUGCCUGAUGAAGUAAUCAAUGUACUCAAACCGGAGUAUGUUGCACCUCUUGUUAUUUACCUAUGUCACGAAUCAUCCCAAGAAAAUGGCGGACUAUUCGAAGUUGGUGGUGGAUAUGUUACAAAAUUAAGAUGGCAGAGAGCUGGUGGAGCUGUAGUAAGAAAGAAGGGUGUUCAAAUGACUGCCGAACAAGUAAGAGACUGCUGGAAUGAUAUCGUCGACUUUGAAACAAAUCCUGACUAUCCUGUUAACAUAUCAACUGAUGGAGCUGGAAGAAUCCUCUCUAUAAUUGAUCAAAUCGAAAACCCCGAAGAUCCAAAUGCUUAUCCGAAUCCUGGCGGAAAGGGUCCUGAGGCAGCUAUUGGUUCAAAAAUGAGAAUAGAAAAUGUUGAAUUAAGCACUAGAGAUGCAAUGUUAUAUGCCUUAUCCAUCGGUGUUUCAACAACACAAGAGAAUCAUUUGAAAUUCGCUUACGAGAAUUCUGAAGACUUUUCAGUUAUUCCAACAAUGUCUGUUUGUCUGGCCUUUCCAGUUAUGCCAGGAAUUAUGAAAUCGGAUGCUGUAAGCAUCGAUUAUACUCAACUUUUGCACGGGGAACAAUAUACUGAGUGUUUCAAACCUUUGAAAUCGGAUGAAAAAUAUUCUAUUGAAGGAGAAUUGGUUGAUGUUUUAGAUAAAGGAAAGGGUGCUAUCUUUAUCACCGAAGCCAAAAUGUUUGAUAAGAAUGAAGAAUUGGUUUCUCUUAACCAAUUCACUACCUUCGUCAGAGGGGCUGGUGGAUUUGGUGGUAAACGAGAUUCGACUGUUGCUAAACAACCGCUUCCCACACCUGAUCGCCAACCAGAUGCAGUUGUUUCGGAAAAGACCAGUUUAGAUCAGGCUGCUCUCUAUAGACUUUCCGGUGAUUACAAUCCUCUUCAUAUAGAUCCAAACUUUAGUGCAAUGGGAGGUUUCGAAAAACCAAUUUUGCAUGGACUUUGCUCAUAUGGCUUUGCUGCUCGUGCUGUAUUGAACAAAUUUUGCAAUGAUGAUGUUGCCAAAUUUAAAGCUAUGAAAGUUAGAUUUUCAAAGCCAGUUUUACCAGGACAAACCUUGCAAACAGAGAUGUGGUUGGAAGGAGAUAAAGUACACUUUUGUACAAAGAUCGGCGAAACUGGACAAGUGUGUCUAAGCAAUGGUUACGUUAUUUUGAAUAAGGAUGACCGGUUGGCAAAACUUUGA